This is a messenger RNA of Ipomoea triloba (trilobed morning glory), 3807 nucleotides long. RefSeq lists its product as uncharacterized. The record is from RefSeq and is a predicted model, not a curated record. Lineage: Eukaryota; Viridiplantae; Streptophyta; Magnoliopsida; Solanales; Convolvulaceae. The transcript has a single exon. Bases 1 to 3807 code for a protein of 1268 amino acids.
AUGGUCGUCACUCGUAAAGCGGGAAGCCUACCAAAGGAUUUGCGCAACACGCUUAGUAGAGGCAACGCACAGGCACCUUUAGGGAAAUCUAUGCAGCCGUCCCAACAACGAGCAGAACCCAGAGCCAUCACACAAUUGGCGUCACAACUUGCGUUACCAGUUGGACAACCAUUAACACAUGAAGAAGAGAGGCCUAGAAUGACUGUGACUGUGGCAGAAGCCGUGGGUCGUUUACUAGAGGCGUUGGGGCAAAAUCCUGUAGCAGAUGUAGUCCCCGAUCGUGUGGACCCUGCCACCAAAGCACGAGGACAAUCGACCGGUCGUGGCCAACCUCGACAUGGUGUUCAAAAAUCUGGUCUGCCGUGUCGACCAGAACCAUCACGGACUCAGGUUGAUCGACAAGGAUCGCACAAUCGCCAAUCAGUUUUUGAUCGUUUGAGCCCUGAGAAUACGACUACCAGUGCCCCGCGACAUGCCCGUCACAAUCCUCGUCGUCGUCACGAGGAAGCAAUGCGACGAUUGAAAGGCAAGGAAAAGAUGCACGAGGAAGCAAUGCGACGAUUGAAAGGCAAGGAAAAGAUGGAGGAACGACAUGAGAAGGGUGGCCAAGGCAAGGAAAAGAUGGAGGAACGACAUGAGAAGGGUGGCCCUCAAACGAUAAAGAUGGAGGAACGACAUGAGAAGGGUGGCCCUCAAACGAUUGAAGAAAGUAGUGGACAUGAGAAGGGUGGCCCUCAAACGAUUGAAGAAAGUAGUGCUGAGACCCCUGAACCAAUUCGGGAAAUCCAGGGUCGAAAGAUCGCAGAAUUGGAAGAAGAGAUGCGCAAUCUACAACGCCAUUUAAAGGGGAAAGACGGACCUACCACUCGGUUUCAGUUGUCCAUCGAACCUUUCUCUGCCAAAGUCCAAAAUUACAAAGUCCCGAAGGAUUUUAAGUUCCCGUCUAUGCCUACUUACGAUGGGUCUAGUGAUCCUAGUGAUCAUUUAAUAGGAUUCCAAGCCAAAAUGCUGAUAGCUGGAGCUAAGGAUCCUAUGUAUUGCCGUGUAUUUGUCUCUACAUUAGAGGGAAUAGCUCGGGAUUGGUUCAUUUCUUUGCCUCGUGGAUCAGUAAGUACCUUUGAAGAUCUAGCCAAUCAGUUCCUUACCCGUUUCGCUGGUAGCAUGCGAGCUAGGAAACACUUUACCGAUCUUACUGAGGUAAAUCAAGGGGAAUACGAGAGUUUAAAAGACUACAUCAAGCGGUGGCAAAAAGAGAUACAGGCGGUGGACGGGAUAGAUGAUAAAUCUGCUUUAAUGAUGUUUAUGCGCUCACUCCGAUCAGGUAAAUUAUUCGAAGAUUUGUUUAUGCGCUCACUCCGAUCAGGUAAAUUAUUCGAAGAUUUGCGGAAUAAUACUCCUGAUACUUAUGCUCAAGCUAUCCAGCGGGCUAAUCGAUAUGCUGAAACUGAGCAAGCUCUGAAAUUAAAGAAGAAGCAGGAAGGAGGGUCGUCGUCCAAACGACCUAGGGAAGAAAUUGAGCAGCGUCCAAGGGACCGCCCGAUUGGAGGGGACAAAAGGCGAAACGGAUUGGAGAGGCCAUCUGGUUUCCAACUUGGUGGGACUCGAACACAAGGUACUUUACCCUUACAUGAAGUACGUCAAGUUGGCCAUAUUGAUGCUCCUGCACUCCCGCCUUUGCCCCCUGUCUACAAUCUACCACGUUUUCCCAACAAUGCGAAAUAUUGUCGAUAUCACCGACGAUCUGGGCAUUCCACGGAGGAGUGUACAACGCUACAAAGGGAAAUAGAGAGUCUGAUUCAUAAAGGCCGGCCAAUUGAUCGACCGACGAACCAAUCGCGUCGACCGCCGCUAACGGGGCAUGACACGGCUUCGCCUUCAGAGAAACAAACAAUUCCUACUCUAGAUGAUCGGGGAAAACGACCAGUGGAGGAAGAAGAAGGCCGGGAGGAGCAGAAUUGGAAACACAGCAAACCAGUGAUCAAUAUAAUUUAUGGCGGUCCGGAAGGUGGCGAUUCGGCUCGGGAAAGGAAACAAUGGGGUAGACAGCUUUAUGUAGGGGCAAUUCAACAUGCAGUCGCCCCAAAGAAGCCUAGAAGGGACCCAAUCAUUUUCACGGAUGAUGAUAUACCGCAUGGAACGGUCCUGCACCGAGAUGCUCUGAUGAUAGCCAUAGAUAUAAAAGGAACAGUCGUUCGGCGAGUGUUUGUGGACACAGGAAGCAGUGUAAAUGUGAUGUAUGCAGUGUUUGUGGACACAGGAAGCAGUGUAAAUGUGAUGUAUGCAGAUACUUUCAAUAAGCUUGGUUUAGACCAAACGAAGUAUGCAGAUACUUUCAAUAAGCUUGGUUUAGACCAAACGAAACUCGCAGAUACUUUCAAUAAGCUUGGUUUAGACCAAACGAAACUCGUACCAGUUAGGACCCCGUUGGCUGGGUUCACCGGUGAUAGCAUUGAAGCUGAAGGACGCAUCGUUUUACCUGUCGAGAUCGGACAAUACCCUAGGGUGCGAAAGCUGGACAUGGAAUUUGUAGUGGUCAAAUUGACCUCCACUCAUAAUAUCAUCUUGGGUCGUCCGGGCUUGGAAGACCUAGGAGCAGUCGUGUCACUCGAACACCUCUGCUUGAAGUUCAGAACGCCUGAAGGAGUUGGAGUUGCAAGAUGCGAUCAGCGGAUAGCUCGGUCUUGCUAUCUUAAAGCAUGUCGUUCGAUUGGGGAAAAAGACAUGCGAAUCCAUACCAUCGCAGAAAAAGCCAAGCAGAAGGAAUCAGUUGAACGGCCGGAGCCUGCCGUUGAGUUAGAAGAAGUCGUCUUGGAGAUUGCCCACCCAAACAGGACAGUGAGGUUAGGCCUCGGGCUAACCAAGGAGGUUAGAGAAUCCAUUUUGCAAGUAUUAAGGGAGUACAAGAUGAUAUUCGCGUGGGGGCCGGAAGACAUGCCCGGGAUUGACCGAUCAGUGAUUACACACCGAUUAGCCGUCAGCCCAGCAGCCCGACCUGUGGUUCAGAGGAAAAGGUUUCUAGCCACAGAAAGACGUGAAUUUGUGAAGAAAGAAGUAGCAACCCUACUCAAGAUCGGCCAUAUCCGGGAAGUUAAGUAUCCAACAUGGUUAGCCAAUGUGGUGUUGGUUCCGAAGCCUCCAGCAUGGAGAAUGUGCGUGGACUACACCGACUUAAACAAGGCGUGUCCCAAGGACCCCUUUCCCCUUCCGAUGAUAGAUUUGUUGGUUGACCAGACUGCCGGAUGUGCCCUACUCAGUUUUAUGGACGCUUUUCGUGGCUAUCACCAAAUUUUCAUGGAGAAGGAGGACGAGGAGAAAACCGCCUUCAUUACCCCAGAUGGAGUUUACUGUUAUAAGGUGAUGCCGUUCGGUCUCAAGAACUCUGGUGCGACCUUCACUCGAAUGAUAGCUCGAAUAUUUGGGGAACAACUCGGCAAGGGAAUGGAAACUUACGUCGAUGAUUUGCUGGUCAAAAGUAAGGAAGCAGCCGAGCAUUCCUCAGAGUUGAAAGCCAGUUUUGAGCUAAUGAAGAAAUAUAAUAUGCGGCUGAAUCCAAAGAAGUGUGCCUUUGCUGUGAAAGGAGGAAAAUUUCUAGGAUAUAUGGUCACGCAACGAGGAAUCGAACCCAAUCCUGAGAAGGUAAAAGCAAUAUUGGACAUGAAGCCACCGACUACCUUGAAAGAAGUCCAAAGAUUGACUGGUUGCUUAGCGGCUCUCAGCCGAUUCUUCUCAAAAUCAGCUGAGAGAGCCUUACCGUUCUUCGAAGUAAUAAGGAAAAGGGAUAGCUUCAAGUGGACCACCGAGUGCUAG